UUCAUUUAAAGUUUCUGAAAGGCAGCAGUGAGCUCCUGGAGGGUGAGUUACCUGCUCUGCACAGGGAGGCUGAGGCCAAGGCUUGUGGUGGAUCUGCUGCCACCAAGUGGUGAGGGCAGGAGCCUGGGAGAGUCUCAGUGUUUCUGGGCUUCAGGUUCCUCAUCGGUAAGGAGCCUGAGCUGAGUCUACACACUGGAAUCCCAGAGCUGAGGGAACAGGUGGAAGAAAGAAAGUCAGCAGGUUUAGGGGAUGAGAAUAAUCCACAAAGGACAAGGCAUUGGACAUCACUGCCAACUUCAGGGAAGUGGGAACACAGCUGCCCGCUUUACAGUAUGGGUUACUUUUGUGCCUGGAAUGUGUCUGACGUCCUGAGACCUGUACCCAUUUCAGGGAGCCUUGGGAGGAGCCUGAAUCACGGAUGGAAUUGGACAGUACAUGGAGAUGGUUGAGCAGGAUGAGGUCCCUGGCUCUCCCUGUGGUGCCCCAAAUGUCACCAUCGUGGGGGCAUCCUGCAGGACGUGUUCUGGGAAGACGACAGAGGCGAACUUUCCAAAUACCAUGGAGAAUUCCUACUCCCAGCAGGAAGAGACCAAACCGAAUAUCAGAGCCAGCAAAAAUAGACUUCUUAUGAGCCAGGUGGCCUACUUCCUGAACUACCAGCUGAAGACAUACAGAGAUCAAAAUGAUCAGAAUGAAGAACAGAAAUGCAGAGACAGCAAAAAUAAACUUCUUACGAGUCAAGUGGCCUACUACCUGGGCUGCCGGCUGAAGACAGAAAAAAACAACAAAGAUGAGGAUGAAGAUAUUCAUGUUGUGGAGGCUGAGAAAAUACAGGAAUCACGUGCCCCCAGGAAUCUGCAGGAGUCUGUGGAGGAGGAAGCCCCCCAGGAGUCCUGGGAUGAAGGCUAUUCAACUUCUCUCAAUUCCUCCUGGCACAUCUGCCUUCAAUGAGUCUUACAGGAGCAACUUGCAGUCAUUAGAGGAGCAGCAAGUCAACUUGGCUGUCGACAUAGGCAAGAUUAAAAAGGACCAAGAAGAGGAAGAAGACCGAGGUCCACUGUUCCCCAGGUAACUUUGAGCAAUUGUGAACAGCUAAUGUUGUGU
Molecule: messenger RNA, 1104 nt
Organism: Sapajus apella (tufted capuchin)
Lineage: Eukaryota; Metazoa; Chordata; Mammalia; Primates; Cebidae
Product: putative neuroblastoma breakpoint family member 5
Exons: 8
Coding region: 436-951 (171 amino acids)
Source: RefSeq, a predicted model, not a curated record